AAUGAAACACCCCGAAAUAUGGACAAUUCGAUCUACAAAUUCGCGGUCUGCGAGAAUCUUAUUUAUCUGGGUUCUCUUCAAGUUAUUUCAUCUGGUGAUUCUAAUGAAAUUCGUAAUACCCUAGUGCAAAUGGUCAAAGAUCACGAUGCAGACAUUAUUGAGGGUUCGGCUCCUCCCAAGCCUCUUGUUUGCAUAUCAUUCUUCAUUACCGAUGAAUCUAAAUUUAGCAUUAUCAAUCAGAAAACAGAGGAGAUUAUUGACACUUUCGAUGCCUCAAAAAUUGUCUAUCGAGAAAGCAAGUGCGUUAGAGGCACUCAUGGAUUUGUUGUUUUCGUUUAUCCGCAUGCCGACUCGGUUUCAAAACAAUUGGAAUACUAUUGUUAUGUUUAUCAGUGUACUUCAUUUUUCGAAUCCUAUAUCUGA
This is a messenger RNA of Rodentolepis nana, 423 nucleotides long. The record is from the annotation of a GenBank genome assembly. Lineage: Eukaryota; Metazoa; Platyhelminthes; Cestoda; Cyclophyllidea; Hymenolepididae.